This is a messenger RNA of Zea mays, 1802 nucleotides long. RefSeq names its product AT-hook motif nuclear-localized protein 27. Gene Ontology annotation, molecular function: DNA-binding transcription factor activity; minor groove of adenine-thymine-rich DNA binding. The transcript has a single exon. Gene Ontology annotation, cellular component: nucleus. Lineage: Eukaryota; Viridiplantae; Streptophyta; Magnoliopsida; Poales; Poaceae. The record is from RefSeq and is a predicted model, not a curated record. Gene Ontology annotation, biological process: vegetative to reproductive phase transition of meristem. Bases 460 to 1275 code for a protein of 271 amino acids.
AAACGGGCGCGGACUAUGGGACGACGACGGAGCGUUACAGAGAUUGGCCGACGGCGCUCGGCCUGCUCCCUGCUGUGCACCGCCGCGCGACACGUAUUCGGCGCGGGGGACGGUGUCGCGCAUCCGCGCCGUGCCUCCUCGCUGCGCUCCACCUGUCCGCCGUCACGAGGCGCUCCCAUGCUGCACUGCGCAUGGAUACAAUACAACUAUGCAGCAGCGCAAAGUGCAAGCGGAACAGACGCACCGAACCGGCAAAGCCACUGCUCACCUCCCCGCGCCCUCUCUCUCUCUCUCUCUCUCCCCCUCCCGCCCCUGUUGCUCCCUAUCCUAUUCUUAUAGUCUAGAACUCUAGAUCCACAAAGAAGGGGAGGCAACAAGGCAGGAAGCUUUGGAGCUGUAGGAACACUGUAGAUCCAGCAGCAGCCAGUGGCAGAUUUGGAAGGAGAGGAGGGUACGUGCAUGGCCAGCAGCAAGUGGUGGGAGCAGGCGGCACUGGACUUCCCGCCGCCGCAGCAGCACCAUCACCAGCAGCCGCAGCCGCAGCAGCAGCCGCACCAGGCGGUGCCCAUGCCACCGGCGCUAGCAACGGCGCCAGCCGGGGCCGUGGGGGCCUCGCCGGAGGGCAAGCAGCAGGGCCAGCAGCAGGCGGGCGCCAUCGUGCCGCUGCGGAGGCCGCGGGGGCGGCCGCUUGGGUCCAAGAACAAGCCGAAGCCGCCGGUGAUCAUCACGCGGGACAGCCCCGACGCGCUGCACUCGCACGUCCUCGAGGUGUCGCCGGGCGCCGACGUGUGCGCGUGCGUGGCGGAGUACGCGCGCCGCCGGGGCCGCGGCGUCUGCGUCCUGGGCGCGUCGGGCGCGGUCGGGGACGUGGCCGUGCGCGGCGCCGCGGCGCCGCUCCGCGGCCGGUUCGAGCUCCUCUCCGUGACGGGCACCGUGCUGCCGCCCCCGGCCCCGCCCGAGGCGUCCGGCCUCGCCGUGCUGGUCUCCGCCGGCCAGGGCCAGGUCCUCGGCGGCAGCGUCGUGGGGCCCCUCGUCGCCGCCGGGCCCGUCACGAUCUUCGCCGCGACGUUCGCCAACGCGGUCUACGAGCGCCUCCCGCUCGCCGAUGCCCCCGAGCUCGAGGUCAAGCCCGACCUCUCCACCGCCACCUCGGCUGGUGGGCAAGAUGUGCAGCCGCAGCUCCCAAUGGCGCCCUCCCACCAGCAACCUCCGGACAUGGGCGCGGGCUACGCUGGCCACCGCUCGCCUCCGUACCCGUGGGGAGGCGACGUAUGAGCAGCCCCGGCGGUCUUGGUUUUCUUGGUCCUAACAUUGACUAGAGAACUAGGUUUUGUCAAGGUAAUUGUUGUUGGGCUGGUGGUACUGCAUGCAGCAUACAUGGAAUUGAUUCAUUGGAGCCCUUCUUGGGCUCCUGUAAUUUCCUUCUCCUUGGAUUUGUGGUUUUUGUUGCGGGAAAUGGACUGGUUUUGGCCACAGGGAGCCAAAGAAUAUGGAGCAUUAGAUCGGCAUGGUGCUUGCAAAUUACUCUAGCAAAUACAGCAGGUUCGGCGCUGGAGCCAAGUGUUUUUAAUUGUGUGGGCUGUGUGGUUAAAUGAGGUGAGUGUUCUUGUUCAAUGCAGACUGGCAUUUAGGCGAAUCAACUGAUCUCGCGCUUACCACUGCAUCACAUUUCUUAUCUUCUGAUCUGGCAACACUAUCUACAUGUGAUUAAUGCACUCAUGAAAAAACUGAGAUCCCGUUGCCGAAUUACGCUUAUAUAUGUGUCACACUAGUCGAUUUCAUUUCAUUUGAUCUUUCUUUUA